UUCCAACAAGGGCAGCAAGAACCCCAAAGACUCUUUAGACUCUUCUGCUGUGUUGUUUUGUCUUACUUGGGUAUUUGAGAAACAGCCACAAUGAAUUUCCUGCGAAGGCGCCUCUCAGAUAGUAGUUUUGUGGCCAACUUGCCAAAUGGUUACAUGAUGGACCUUCAGCGUCCUGAUAAUUCCACCAGCAAUCCUGUUUCCCCAGCAACAGAGAGGAGGCAGCAGCCUGCACAGCUACCUGCUUCUGUUUCUUCUGGUACCAGCAUCUUCAGUUCCAUCUCCAGUGCCAUGAAGCAGACCACGCAAGCAGCUGCGGGGCUCAUGGAGCACACGGCAAGCCCUACCCCUGUAGUCCAGCAGAAACCCCAAAUCCUCUUGGUAAUUGACGAUCCACACACUGAUUGGACCCCUCUAAGCCUGACUAAGACUGCAGUCCUAACCUCACAUAUCUGGAAGUCUAAAUAUUUUCAAGGGAAGAAGGUGAAUGGGGAAUUUGAAAUCCGAGUGGAACAGGCAGAGUUUUCAGAACUGAACUUGGCUUCAUAUGUAGGCACUGGCUGUAUGGUGGACAUGCAAGUCAUAAGGAAUGGCACCAAAGUGGUCAGAUCCUUCAAACCUGACUUUGUACUCAUCCGGCAGCAUGCUUACAGCAUGGCACUAGGAGAGGACUUCCGCAGCCUCAUCAUUGGCCUCCAAUAUGGCGGAGUCCACAGUGUCAACUCUCUUUUCUCCAUCUACAAUUUUUGCAGCAAGCCCUGGGUGUUCUCUCAGCUAAUUAAAAUCUUCAACUCUCUGGGUCCUGAGAAGUUCCCUCUUGUGGAGCAAACCUUCUUUCCAAGCCAUAAACAGAUGCUCACAACUCCAGCUUUCCCUGUUGUCGUCAAGCUGGGACAUGCUCAUGCUGGAAUGGGGAAGGUGAAAGUUGAGAACCAGCUUGACUUCCAAGACAUCGCAAGCGUGGUAGCCAUGGCCAAAACGUACGUCACGACGGAGACUUUCAUUGAUUCCAAAUAUGAUAUUCGAAUCCAGAAAAUUGGCAACAAUUACAAAGCUUACAUGAGGACAUCGAUCUCUGGAAACUGGAAAGCAAACACAGGUUCUGCCAUGUUGGAACAGAUCGCCAUGACUGAGAGAUAUCGACUCUGGGCAGAUUCUGUUGCAGAGAUGUUUGGAGGCCUUGACAUCUGCGCAGUCAAAGCUGUUCACAGCAAGGAUGGAAAAGAUUAUAUAAUUGAGGUGAUGGACAGCUCAAUGCCUCUGAUUGGGGAGCAUAUAGAGGAAGACAGACAGCUAAUUGUGGACCUGGUUAUCUCCAGAAUGACGCAGGCCUGCCUGAGUAUGGGAUCAUCCCCUUCACCUCUGCGGCCUUGGCCUCAGUCAACGAAGUCACAGAUGCAGACUCAGGCAGGACCCCAGCUUGGACCACUUUCCCAACCCCGACCACCUCCUCAAGGGGGUCCACGCCAGCCUCAGGGAUCACAGCCAGCCCGGACGGGAACUCCACCCCAGCAAAGGCUCUCUCCCCAGGGUCAGCAACCUCUGAGCCCCCUGUCCACCUCACCACAGCAACAGAGGUCUCCUGGAUCUCCCCAGCAAACUAGAUCAUCCGCCGGAAGCUCACCAAGCCAGCCUUCCAAACCAGGCACCUUUCCCCCACAGCAGCCUAGACCUCCAGCCCAAGGACGAGCUCCCAGCCAGCAAGGCUCCAGCGAACCAGCCAGGCAGCAGGCUCCUCCUCAUCCUCAUCUAAACAAGUCACAGUCCCUGACAAACACUUUCAGCCUCUCAGAAUCCUCACAGCGGGGAACAGCCAAUGAAGACGAGGCAAAAGCUGAAACCAUCCGCAACCUGAGGAAGUCGUUUGCUAGCCUGUUUUCCGAUUAAUCUCUGCACAUAAAUUCUGAUACCAAGUUUGUA
This is a messenger RNA of Lacerta agilis (Sand lizard), 1917 nucleotides long. RefSeq names its product synapsin III (gene SYN3). Gene Ontology annotation, biological process: neurotransmitter secretion. The record is from RefSeq and is a predicted model, not a curated record. The coding region runs from base 91 to 1884 and encodes 597 amino acids. The transcript has 15 exons. Gene Ontology annotation, cellular component: synaptic vesicle membrane; synaptic vesicle. Gene Ontology annotation, molecular function: ATP binding. NCBI's taxonomy places the organism in Eukaryota, Metazoa, Chordata, Lepidosauria, Squamata, Lacertidae.